This is a messenger RNA of Ambispora leptoticha, 179 nucleotides long. NCBI's taxonomy places the organism in Eukaryota, Fungi, Glomeromycota, Glomeromycetes, Archaeosporales, Ambisporaceae. The record is from the annotation of a GenBank genome assembly.
AUGGUCUAUAAGGCGUUCUCUGUCCCGAAAAAGAGGUCUUUUGUAGUUCCGGGUAAAAGGCGUAUUUCGGUCUUCAACAUUCAUUACGAAUUACAUCAAUCAGUGCGUCGGCGUGCAACGGUUCCUAAAUUCAGCCCUUUGGGUGUAGCCGGGUUAAACACCCCUACGUUGUCUCUGGC